Molecule: messenger RNA, 852 nt
Organism: Pieris macdunnoughi
Lineage: Eukaryota; Metazoa; Arthropoda; Insecta; Lepidoptera; Pieridae
Source: the annotation of a GenBank genome assembly
AUGUAUGUAGUAGUGCAUGUUGUCAAGGGCUCAGUGCGCGUGAGAUCUGACGCAAAUGGGAAGGUAAAGCGCACUGUGUCUAGGUGUCCUGACGGAUCCACGCGAGCUGGCGGCACUUGUGUCAACGUGAACGAGUGUUUGGCAAACCCGUGCCUGAACGGCGGGGAGUGCGUUGAUCGCGAACCGGCUCGCCGCUACGACUGUAUCUGUGCGUUCGGAUACGCCGGCCAUGACUGCGAAUUAGAACUGCUCGCGUCGGGAAUCAUCAUGCCCUCCAGAGAUUUCAUUAUAGCUAUCAUUGUCUGUUUGUUUUUGCUUUUAGUUCUGGUUCUGGUAUUCGUGGUAUACAACCGACGGCGAGAGGCUCACAUCAAGUACCCUGGCCCUGAUGAUGAUGUGCGGGAGAACAUCAUCAACUACGAUGACGAAGGAGGUGGUGAGGACGACAUGACGGCCUUCGACAUCACUCCUCUACAAAUACCUAUUGGUGGACCGCUUCCAGAUCAUGUUCCAACAAAAUUACCUUAUCCUCUGAUGAGUGUUGGCCUAGGAGUUGGUCCAAUGGGUGUAAGCGUGGCACCACCACUCGGCGUUUCCUUGCCCGGCGAGACCAAUGUUGGAAUGUUCAUUGAGGACCAUAAAAGGCGGGCGGAUAGUGACCCCAAUGCCCCGCCUUUUGAUGACUUGAGGAACUACGCCUAUGAGGGAGGCGGCAGCACUGCUGGAUCGUUGUCUUCGUUGGCUUCCGGCACUGACGAUGAGAACCACGAAUACGGCUACAUUACUGCUUGGGGCCCUCGCUUCGACAAAUUGGCUGACCUCUACGGACCCGAACUUGACGAACAACUGUAG